AUAAGCUGUCAUAUGACAUUUGAUUUUACCGCUUCAGCGUUUUUCUGCCGUAAAAGCUUGUCUUUGUAAACAGUCCGACGCCACUAAAGCACGAAUAACUUCGCUGUAACAUGUCACACACGCGCACAUCCCUGCAGCUUUGUUUUCUAUUAGUUUAUCUCAGUUAUACUGCACAGCGGGUGAAUGGCGUUUGGCCAUUACCUCAACAGACUGAAGAAUCUGCAGAGACGUACACGCUGAGUCCACAGUUAUUCUCUUUUACGUAUGGAAAUGAUUCAGCUGUGCAGGCUGGAUGCUCUGUCCUGGAUGCUGCCUUUAAAAGAUACUUCUCCAUCAUAUUCCCUGACUUUACAGAUGCUUCAGCACCAGGACCUCAUCACGUGUGGUCACAGCUCAAAGGUUUUGGGGUUUCUGUAAGUGUCAAAAGCAGUGGAUGUGACGGCUACCCUGAUGAAGACUCGGAUGAGAGCUAUAAGCUGAGUGUGUCUGAGGGCCAAGCUCUGCUGAGAUCGGUGUCAGUAUGGGGUGCUUUAAGAGGUCUGGAGUCAUUGAGUCAGCUGGUGUACCAGGAUGAUUAUAGCUCUUACUUUAUCAAUAAAACCCAGAUUGUGGACUUCCCACGCUUUGCAUACAGAGGUCUUUUGCUGGACACUUCAAGGCAUUAUUUACCUCUGCAUGCUAUUCUGAAGACCCUGGAUGCCAUGUCCUACAGUAAAUUCAAUGUUUUUCACUGGCACAUUGUGGACGACCCUUCUUUCCCGUAUCAGAGCCGCAGCUUUCCCGAUCUCAGCAAUAAGGGAGCUUUUCAUCCAUUUACACACAUCUACACCCAAACAGAUAUAAGGAGGGUGAUUGAACAUUCCAGAAUGAGGGGCAUUAGAGUCGUACCUGAGUUUGACUCACCUGGACACACUCAGUCGUGGGGAAAAGGACAGCCAGAUCUUUUGACACCUUGUUACAAGGGAGAUGUGCCGUCUGGGUCAUUUGGACCGGUCAAUCCAACGCUAGACUCCACCUAUAAAUUCAUGGGACGCCUCUUCAAAGAGGUGAAGUCCGUCUUUCCCGACUCUUAUGUUCAUAUAGGAGGAGAUGAGGUCAGUUUUAGCUGCUGGAUGUCUAAUCCCAAUGUGGGAGCGUUUAUGAAGACGAUGGGCUUUGGGAAGGAUUAUACUAAACUGGAAUCAUUCUAUAUGGAGAAUAUAAUGAACAUGACCGCCACUCUCAACAAAACCUCCAUUGUGUGGCAGGACGUAUUCGACUACCAUGAGAGAAUUCCACAGGACACGAUUCUGGAAAUCUGGAAGGGCUCAACUGUACAAUAUCAAGCUGAAAUGAGCCGGAUGACCAAGGCCGGGCACCGGGUUCUGCUCUCUGCUCCGUGGUACAUCAACCACAUCAGCUACGGCCAGGACUGGCGUUACUCAUACGCCAUACAGCCCCAGAAUUUCACCGGCACAGAAGAGCAGAAGAAGUUAGUGAUUGGUGGAGAGGUUGCCAUGUGGGGCGAAUAUGUUGAUGCCACCAAUCUGACCCCUCGACUGUGGCCGAGAGCCUGCGCUGCAGCUGAGAGAUUGUGGAGCAAUGAAGAAAGAACACUAAAUGCAGAUUUGGCCUUCCCUCGCCUGGAAGAUUUUCGCUGCAAACUUUUAAGGCGGGGUAUUCAGGCCGAGCCUCUGUUUGUUGGCUAUUGUAGACAUGAGUACAAUGGUCUGUAAGUACAGAAAGGUGCCAGUGGACAUGAAGGGAUCAUUUUAUGCACUGUGAUACUGCUUUUGAAUUUGCACAGUAUUUUAAUAUUUUAUUUUGAUAAAUAUAUGUUUAAGAUGAUGUAAAAAAAAAAUCUCUAAGAAAUGUACAUUUUAUGAAUAAAGAUCUAUGCAAGAA
This is a messenger RNA of Triplophysa rosa, 1884 nucleotides long. It is a transcript of the gene hexa, whose product is annotated as hexosaminidase A (alpha polypeptide). Gene Ontology annotation, biological process: carbohydrate metabolic process; ganglioside catabolic process; glycosaminoglycan metabolic process. The transcript has 14 exons. Lineage: Eukaryota; Metazoa; Chordata; Actinopteri; Cypriniformes; Nemacheilidae. Gene Ontology annotation, molecular function: beta-N-acetylhexosaminidase activity. The coding region runs from base 111 to 1715 and encodes 534 amino acids. The record is from RefSeq and is a predicted model, not a curated record. Gene Ontology annotation, cellular component: membrane.